This is a messenger RNA of Cotesia glomerata, 527 nucleotides long. RefSeq names its product conotoxin Vi11.7-like. Lineage: Eukaryota; Metazoa; Arthropoda; Insecta; Hymenoptera; Braconidae. The coding region runs from base 163 to 438 and encodes 91 amino acids. The transcript is spliced from 4 exons. The record is from RefSeq and is a predicted model, not a curated record.
AGUCUGUUGUACUUUAUUUAAAAAUGCAAUUAUAAUAAUAUUUUCAAUUUUCAAUACCAGUGAGAUAAUUAGUAUGAAAGGGUAAAAAAUGCAUAACAAUUGUAAAAUUCUUUAGUAACUUGCUCAAAAUCAAUCGAGAUUUUUAGCUUGAAAAAUUUAAAUAUGAAACAUAUUGUAACUUUUUUAAUUGUCGUUGCGGUAAUCGUUGCCAUUGCAGAAGCUAAGAAAAGUAAAUGUAAAGGCGAGGGAAGAACGUGCCAGGAAUCUAUAGAAUGCUGUUCAAAGUGGUGUUAUGUAAACGGCUGCACUACUUGGACUGACGGCCCGAAUCCCUGCGCCGACUUUCACUGUAUCGACAAAAAACAAACCUGUGUGAUCAAGUACCGCUGUAUUACCGGCGGGUGUCGUCCGGUGGCAACUUGCGUUGACAAACAUUAAAAAAAAUAAAAAUAAACUUGUAAUAAACGCUAAAAUUUGUCUUAAAAUCUCUUGUAUGCAACAUGAUAAAGAUAUUAACCAGGAAGUAA